AUGAGGGCGAAGGAUCGGAAGAUAGUAACGACUGCUCUUGCAAUGAACAGUGAACCUGCUAUGCUACGUAAUGUCAUUCAGAGUGAAGCCUUCAGUAAUCUUUGACGCCUCUUGCGAGUUACAGCCUUACGUGUGAAGUUUAUUAAGCUAUUAAAGGUACAGCGACAAGGAGAUGUGAAUCAGAAGGUAGAGAUACAUGUGACAGGUGCAGAGAUAAAGUAGCCAAACUUCUAUGGAUCAAAGAAGUUAAACGAGAGAUGAAGAGCAAGGAGAAGUUUAAGAUGAGGUCGCACCAGUUGGGGUUGUUUAAGGAUGAUAAGGGAGUUAUUCGAUGUCAAGGUAGACUCGGGAACAGAGAGCUUGCAGGUUCUGUAUCCAAUCUUGCUUGACACUACUUUUCUACUCUUGUAGUUUGGAGAUGUCACGAAAGAGUCAUGCAUGGAGGAGUUAAGGAAACACUCACCUAGUUGAGCUCGAACGUUUGGGUUGUUCGCAGCUGAUACUUUAUCAGAAGUUUGUUAUUUAGAUGCACAGUUUGUAAAAAGUUUGAAACGAAACCCUACAAGGUUCCACCAUCUCCACCCCUACCUAGAUACGGAGUGAAGGAGGCGCCUGCAUUUUCGUACAUUGGUUUGGAUUAUGUUGGAGCCCUUUUUGUGAAGUCUACCAGUGCGGAAGAACGUAAGGUCUGGAUUUGUUUGUUCACUUGUUGUUCUUCGAGGGCGGUCCACUUCGAGGCUGUACUCAGUAUGACCUCAGAGGCAUUUCCUAGGUGCUUUAGAAGAUUUGUGGCUCGUCGUUCAGGGCCUUCUUUAGUGGUAUCAGACAAUGUCAAACCUUCAAGAGUGCUUCUAAGGAGCUUGAGAAAAUUGCAAAUGAUCCCAGUGUUGUUGAGUACUUUUGCCCACGAGAAGAUCAAAUGGUCCUACAACUUAGAGAAGGCCCCAUGGUGGGGAGGUUUUUACGAACGACUUGUUAAGUCAUUGUUAAGUCGACCGAGUCAAACGUUCCUAUGGUGAGCUUGUAACUGCUGUUACAGAAGCUGAAAUGACCUUAAAUUGCCAACCCAUUUCAUAUGUCUAUUCUGAGGACCUGGAAGAACCCCUUACACCUUCCCACCUCAUUGUUGGUCAGAGACUCAGCGCCCUCUCUGAAAUAGACAGUCCUGCAGAUGCAGACUUUAGAAUUUUGCCGGACGACCUGAGCAGAAGAGCGAGAAACCUUAACAUGAUUAUG
Messenger RNA from Porites evermanni, 1236 nucleotides. The record is from the annotation of a GenBank genome assembly. NCBI's taxonomy places the organism in Eukaryota, Metazoa, Cnidaria, Anthozoa, Scleractinia, Poritidae.